Stomoxys calcitrans (stable fly) is the source of this 1041-nucleotide messenger RNA. RefSeq names its product valine-rich protein-like. Lineage: Eukaryota; Metazoa; Arthropoda; Insecta; Diptera; Muscidae. The record is from RefSeq and is a predicted model, not a curated record. Bases 46 to 1041 code for a protein of 331 amino acids. The transcript has 2 exons.
CGCACCCAAGACAUUAGUGUGAUAAUUUCCUGCCACAGCUCAACAAUGCGCAUGUUUGUGUUUCCUUGUCUCGCCUUGUGCUUGGCUAUGGUCAUCAGUGCCGAGGAAGCAGCUCAGUCUGAUAAGACAGUGGAAAAGCGUGGCUUACAUUUCGGAGACCAUGGUCAUCACCAUCAUCAUCACCAUGAACACAUCAAGACCAUAACCAUAGAGAAAAAGGUUCCCGUGCCCUAUACAGUAAUCAAGCAUAUUCCCUACACGGUGGAAAAAAAGGUACCCUACGAGGUCAAGGUGCCAGUGCCCGAACCCUAUGAAGUCAUUAAAAAGGUUCCAGUGCAUGUCAAGGAAUACGUCAAGGAAUACGUCAAGGUUCCCAAACCUUAUACCGUGGAAAAGAAGGUACCCUAUGAAGUCAAAUAUCCUGUGGACAAACCCUAUGAGGUAAAGGUACAUGUACCCCAACCCUAUGAGGUUAUCAAGAAAAUUCCAUAUGAGGUGAAAGUGCCAGUACCUCAGCCUUAUGAAGUCAUUAAGAAAGUACCCUAUGAGGUCAAAGUAGAGGUUCCCGUACCCAAACCCUAUGAAGUCAUCAAGAAAGUACCCUAUGAGGUAAAGGUGCCCGUAGAGAAACCCUACCCCGUUGAGGUGCCCAAGCCUUAUCCCGUGGAAGUUGAGAAACCCUACAAGGUUAUUGUGGAGAAAAAGGUGCCAUACGAAGUGAAAGUGCCCGUGGACAAGCCUUACAAAGUUGAGGUGGAAAAGCCCUAUCCCGUACAUGUCAAGGUACCUGUGCCCCAACCCUACACUGUGGAAAAGAAGAUACCCUACACAGUGGAGAAAGCCAUACCCUACGAAGUAAAGGUACCAGUUGAGAAGCCUUAUCCCGUUUAUUCAGAGGUCAAGGUGCCAGUCCACAAGGAAAUUCCGGUAGCUCAUAAAUAUCAUGUUGAAGUUCCCAUUUUCGAAAAGCAUGAAGAGCAUGGAGGUGGUGGUGGUGGUGGUGGACAUGAAGGCCAUGAGUCCUAUCAUCAUCAUCACUAG